Molecule: messenger RNA, 7024 nt
Organism: Myotis daubentonii (Daubenton's bat)
Lineage: Eukaryota; Metazoa; Chordata; Mammalia; Chiroptera; Vespertilionidae
Gene: BEND4
Product: BEN domain containing 4
Molecular function (GO): DNA binding
Source: RefSeq, a predicted model, not a curated record
ACUUGCUCUUGACUUCCUUUCUCCCUCCAGGCAUUGGCGAGGCGGCCUGUCAAUCAGCUCUCGGGCGGCAGCCCCCCGCGCGGGGGCUCAGCGAUGCCAGGCUUGGCGACAGGCGGCAGUGACGGCGGCGGCGGCCACGGCACAGACACACACCCUCCCGCACGCGCGCGCUCGGGCAGCGCCGGCGGACGGGCGGCGGAGGCACCCGCGGAGCCCGGCGCGGGGCGGGGAGGGGGCGUGCGGCCGGGGACCGGCCCCGAGGCGCCGCAUGGAGGAAGACAUGCAGCCCGCGGAGGAGGGGCCCAGCGUCCCCAAAAUCUACAAGCAGCGCAGCCCCUACAGCGUCCUCAAGACGUUCCCCGGCAAGAGACCGGCGCUGGCCAAGCGCUACGAGAGACCCACCCUGGUGGAGCUGCCGCACGUCCGGCCGCCCCCGCCGCCCUUCGCGACGCGCGCCGCCGUCUCCAUCAGCAGCAGCGAGCCGCCGCCGCCGCCGUUCCCGGCGCAGAGCACCUACCCCCCGGGGCCCGGCCGGGCGGCCGCCGCCGCCGCCCCCUCUUCGUCAUCGCCUUCCGCCGCCUCCCAGGGCCACCUGCGGACUCCCGCCGCCCCCGCCGCAUCCUCAUCUUCGUCUUUCGCCGCCGUCGUCCGGUACGGCUCGGGGCCGGCGGCCGCCGCGGGCAGCAGCAGCGCCGGCAGUGACGGGGCGAGCCUGGAGCUCAGCGCAGAGAGUCGCAUGAUCUUGGAUGCCUUUGCCCAGCAGUGCAGCCGAGUUCUUAGCCUCCUCAAUUGUGGAGGCAAACUUCUGGACUCCAACCAUUCUCAGUCCAUGAUUUCUUACGUCAAGCAGGAGGGUUCAAGUUACACUGAAAGACAGGACCCGUGUCACGUGGGGAAAGGGGUCCACAGUCAGACUUCAGACAAUGUAGACAUAGAGAUGCAAUAUAUGCAAAGGAAACAACAAACUUCUGCCUUUUUGAGAGUUUUCACUGACUCCCUACAAAAUUACCUGCUCUCGGGAAGCUUUCCAACUCCAAACACCUCAUCGGUCAGCGAGUACAGCCACCUGACCGACGUGGACCCUCUGUCAACCUCCCCCGUGCAUACACUCGGAGGCUGGACCUCCCCGGCAACGUCUGAAUCCCAUGGUCACCCAUCGUCUUCUACGCUGCCCGAAGACGAAGAGGAGGAGGAGGAGGAAGGCUACUGUCCCAGAUGCCAAGAGCUGGAGCACGAGGUCAUUUCACUGCAACAAGAAAAUGAAGAGCUCAGAAGGAAAUUAGAGAGCAUCCCAGUGCCCUGCCAGACUGUUCUAGAUUACUUGAAGACGGUGCUACAGCAUCACAACCAACUCAUGAUCCCACAGCCAGUCGAGCAGCCCUCCGAGGGAAGCAAGCAGCUGUUGAACAACUAUCCUGUCUACAUAACGAGCAAACAGUGGGACGAGGCUGUGAAUUCUUCAAAGAAAGAUGGGCGGCGGCUCCUGCGAUACCUCAUCAGAUUUGUUUUCACGACCGAUGAGCUUAAGUACUCAUGCGGCCUUGGGAAAAGGAAAAGGUCAGUGCAGUCAGGAGAGACGGGUCCCGAAAGACGCCCUCUGGAUCCAGUUAAAGUAACAUGCCUCCGAGAAUUCAUUAGGAUGCACUGUACCUCCAACCCCGACUGGUGGAUGCCCUCGGAGGAGCAGAUAAACAAAGUGUUCAGCGAUGCUGUGGGUCACGCCCGGCAGGGGCGCGCAGUGGGGACUUUCCUGCACAAUGGUGGCUCGUUUUAUGAAGGGAUCGAUCACCAGGCCUCCCAGGAUGAAGUCUUCAGUAAGAAUUCCCAGGAUGGGUCCGGGGAUUAGUGGACAAAACCUUCCCAUUGCAGCAGGCGGUCCUCUCCAGAGUCGCCAUUGUGACUAUCCUGUCUCCAUCACUGUAGAGCCCACAGCAUGGCAUCUGUCAGAAUGCACAGCCUCAGUCUUAACUCUCUUGACCUUCUGCCAGAGUUCCCAGAUCGAAAUCCAUUUUAGGGUUGUUGGCAAAGUCUGUGCAGCCUACCACAGAUUUUCAGAAUACUAUAUUAUAAAAAGUAAAAGCUACCAUUGAUUUUAAAAGAUUACAUGGUGAGGAUGAGGGGGUGGAGACAAACUCCUGGUCACCUGUCUGAAAUCUUCAUGUAAGUUCUGCUUCCUGCGCAGAGCUGGUCCCCGUAGAAGAUUGGGCUGUGUUCCUGCCCAUGAGGGAAGGUAGAGACAUGGGUUACUAUGGAACAAGCAUUCUCUUUAAUUCAAAUAAGUCAUUUUUAUGUUUUCCAAAGACUUGAAUUCAUGCUUCUCAGCAAAAACAUCAGAUAGGUGACAUAAUAUGCUGUGUCUCCAUUGACAGAGCCUAUUAUUAAAUAGGAACCAGAGAACAGCAGCCAUCUCUAGACAGUGAUUAGUUGAAAGUCAGCUAUUUUUCUCGAUUAUUUUUACCAAAAAAGUCCUACCAUGUUGAUCAGGAAGGCACUAGGUGAUCUCUGGAGUUUACAGAGAGUAAUAGUUUUCAUUAUGUCAGUCAAGAAACAUCCAAAGAUCCCAACCAUUGUUAAAUGCUUGAUUUUGUAGGUUCUAGUAACCUAAAGUCAGGCUCUGUUGACACAGUGCCAAAGUGGCGGGUUAAACAAUGAGAAUUUCAGCCAGUUGUUUGGUGCACUGAAGACCAAACAAGUGGUGUGACUGAUGGUAUUGACUGAGUUGACCAGAUGUUCUGGAGUUGCGUACACACAGCUUCAAGGCCAUUCUGACAACUAUGCAAUGGGCUUGUCUAAUUUCUCUGAAACUUGAGGGUCUUUCUGUGCUCAGUUGAUCUUCAGAAUUUGCAUAAAACUUCUGUUUCUCGUUGUCACUGAUGAAAAUUGUUUCUUCCCAACUGUGAGUGCCUGCUUCCCCCAAAGUUCCCCUGAGCUGAUUGGUUGAGUCUCACGUGUGAAAUCAUAGUGUCUGGAGCCGUUUCUUACCCAAAUGCUGCAGAGAGGCUAGGACCAGUUCUGAGGUCCUCGGGUUUGGACCUCAGACUGAUGCCGAUGCCACAUCCUUUGUAAGCAAAGGGCUGAGUGGACAGCAUUGUUGAAGGCUGUUAAUGUCAUCUACAGACGGGCCUAUAGAGAUUUUGGAAAUUCAUUUAAAGUUUAGGAGCAUCCAUUUAUAAAGUAGUUAUUUUUCCCAUUUUUUGUUAAAGUAAAAUAAUAUUCCUUUAUGUUCAAUAAUUUGCAUCAACUAAAUUGCAAAGGCCUAGAAAUAGGUCUGCCUUUAGCUUUUUAAAUAGUUUCAGCCACUGAAAAGUUUAAUGUGUAUAGAGUUGGUCAUUUGUCAGACCUGUAAAGUUGUGGGGGGAGAACUAAUAUUUUGAUCCUAUAUUGGAAAAGUUACCUAAAAUUUUGAGAGGUUUUUUUUUUGUUUGUUUGUUUUUAAGAAAUGAUAUGGGCAAAUGGGAUGUUGUUUAUGGGAACCAUGCGACUAAUAUUGGGCUACACAAAGAAAAAGGUACUUCUUGAAGAGUUUUAAAGGUCUAGGAAAUCAAUAUUUUGUAAGAUUCUUUGGUGACAUGAAAUCUUGGCCAGAAGAAAAAUAACCACCAUAACCUCAUCUGUCAAUCCAUCUUUCUUUUUCUUUUUUGCAUUGGAUUUUGUUCUCCAUACUGCUGAGUACAUGUCCCCUCUCCCCCUUUUUUUUUGUAUAGCAGCAAUAUUUGACCACUGCUUUUAUUUUUUAGAGAGAGUGGAAGGGAGAGGGAGAGACAGAGAGAAACAUCGAUGUGAGAGAGGCACAUCUAUUGGUUGCCUCCUGCAUGCACCCCCACCAGGGCCAGGGAACCGGCAACCAAGGCAUGUGCCUUUGACUGGAAUCACAUCCUGGGGCCCUGCAGUCCGCAGGCUGACGCUCUAUCCACUGAGCCAAACCUUCUAGGGCUGCCCACUGCUUUUAAAAGCUAUCAGCUCUUGCCAUUUUUCUGUAAUCUUGAGAACUGCACACAGCUUCACCUCUCAGCAUCACCUGGUGUGUGCUCACCUGUACUGUGCUGGUCUUCGCCGAUGGCGAUGCUGAGAGCAUGUCUGCACUCUCCAUGGCCUUAUGUGCCAGCGUGCUGAUAACGAAGUGCUGGCCCCACUCCCGUUACAUUCCCUGAAGAAGGCGCCUGGGAAGGCUCUGCUCCCUAGCCACCUGGUUGCACAUCCUUGCUCCAAAGGCUCACCUGGUCUCUUGCCUCUCAUCCCCUUUCCAGGUGAAUUAUUUCUGUAUCAGCUGUUCUCCAAUAUUUCAGAUUGCAAAAUGCUGGAACUUCAUGUUGGCCCAGAAAGAUGACUGAGCAUCAGACAGCCCGUUCUGAUGCCUCUCCUGGAACUAGGACCUGCUACCCCCUACCCCUGGUCAGAUGUUCUGUUAUGUUCCUCACUGCCCGUGUAUUCCUCUUCCUUUAGCCCAGCCCACCCAGGGGCUACAGCACGCUUGGGCUAUGACACAGGAUCUGCUUAGAUAUCCUGCUGGCUCCUUGGUCCGUGUCCCAUGCCAUCCUCGAGGCUUCCCCUUUAAGGCUAAUGUCGUAGCUGGUUCAUGGUGGUUGCCUGCGUGGGCACCUGAUUUUUAAAUCAGGGCUUGCAGAGAUGGCUCACCUACUUUUCUGCAGGGUCAGCAUGGCCGCUAUGUAGGACGGGUAAAAGCUCGCUGUCCCUGCUCUCAGCCUUCCCAUUGAUCUCUUUGGAAGCCUGGAGAUGUUGCCUGUUUUCUUGAUUUAACUUUCUGCAUCUUUGUCUGGAAUUGGACAAAUUGUUCUCAUGACAAGAAACGUAGACUCGGCUUUUAGAAUCUUUCUUGAGUCGGUGGAGCAUGAGUAUAAAACAGAUCGAGUUAACACAGCUCCGGUGCAGCUGGGCUCCACUGCAUUGGCGAGAGGGGGGCCUGCAGGUCUGGCCUGACACCGACGACGAACGUGAUGUUUUUGUCAGUGGCCGAGUGUGGGCCAUCACCCAGCUGUCGGAAGUGCCCGUACCUUCCAACAGUGGCAGCGUCUUGAUGUGUCCCGAGUUUUUCCAAAUUAAAACCUGUCACAAAGCGUACCUGCUUUCGCAGUGACCUGUAGUCCCACUGGGCUCGGGACAAUAGUUCAGUGUCUGGAUUGGAGGACGUGGGCCAGGACCUUGUGGGAACUGUAGUCUAUGCGGAGUUGCUGAAGUCACAUUUCUCACUCUCUUGGAAGGCGCACUGUUCAGAAUUUUAACAGUUAACCUCAGUGCCAAGUGCUUUGGAGAUAAACGCUAAACAUUAAAGUUCGCACCAUCCCUUUCUGCCUGAAAAUAUUUCAUCCAGCCCUCGAACCCUGGCAUCACUCUCUUGUUCCUCAUGUGCACCACAGCGUUUAGGUUAUUGUCACCAUCGGUGUUUCAUAGGGGUCGCUAGGGACAUAGAGGAUAAUAGUAGAGCAUCUGCAGAAGAUUGCCGUCACCUGCUUCGGUAGGGGGAUCAGAGGUAUAUGGAGCUGCUUCACAGCUGUAGAUGUGGAUGCUUGUAUAGUCUGGGUCUUGCUUAGCCCUUCCCAAGUCAUAAAAACGUUGACCUUAGAGAUACCUUCAUUAGGAUUAGAGGGAGGUUUAAUUAUUACAAUAUAUUUGAUCUAACUACUCCAUGUGUCCAAUAUCAGUAGAAUGGUUUCUUCAGUCCAGUAAAUGUCAGAUGCUUUCCCCAAAUCUGGACAGUACUCCAAGCUUGGGAGUCUGCUGUUCAUGAUUUCUACAUUUUUUUGCCACCUUUAAUGGCUUUCCCUCCCUUCUGUUGCUGUCAGAAUAUGGAUGAAGCAUCAAAUAAGAUGAAAUGUGCACUAGUUUCAGAAAAGCAAACAUAACCUAGCCUUUAUUUAGGUUCUGUCAUUUAUUCUAUGCUCCAGAACUUGAACCUAAUACCCACUGACUACCUCCUUAGUUUUUUCUUAGAUCUUAAUCAUUUAAAAAAAUCUCAUUCUUAGGUAACUUUGUUUUUAGAAAAUAUUUAAAUGUAUAACUUCUCAUUCAGUACUGUGUCAUUUCACAGUACAGAGCUGUGUGAUAUUUGACAGCUCAGAUACAAAUUUUUAGAAAUGUAAUAGAAAAUGAUUUUGCACAUAUGGUGCAAGUCUGGCUGAUGUCUGUUUAAUGUGGCAACACUUAACCAAAACUGCCUGGCAAAACAUGUCAAACGGAAUGCUUGAGUCAGAAUUCUAAUGUAAAUGUGUCUAAACAGCAGUGUGUAUCAUUAUGAUAUAUUUUUGUAAACAUGCUUCUUGCAGUGGUAUAAGUACUGGAUAAAAAUAACCACUUUGCUUGGAAUAAUUAGGAAAAUGUCACCCAGCUGAUGGCCCUCUUGCACUGUCAGCCAGUGGCACUGGCUCUUCUGUUUGUGUUGUUUUUUAGAGGAGAAUGAGGAAUUGAUACCAGACAACGUGGAGUGCAAAAAUAAUAACCCAUCCAUAUUUGCUUCCUCAUAUGUAAAAUUUAAAGUUGUAACAUAUAUUUGCAAGUGAGAGACCAUUUUUACCCUCCACUGUAUAUUCAUUUGUAAAAGAUAUUGAAAGGAAGGACUUUGCUCAUCCAAUGACUAGCUUGAUCAGUUUGGCUAUUGAAACCUCUAAAUUACCAAUAUUUGUGGUAAAAGUGACCAGUUUAAUUUUUCUCGUACCCAUCCAUAGCUGGUAAUAUAAGGGCUAGAUUUUCACUGAAUCACACUUCCCCAGCUUGCAAUGACAAUACAUCUGCUAAUGAGACUUGUUCGAACACCAGUUCAUUCUCAGAAUAACUGCACCAGUACAAGUGGCCCCAUGGGUCUUUGCCUUGUUGGAAAACUGAGGCCCAUCCAAAACCGCUGACAACAACAGUAAUGACUAUCGCUAAUGUUCAUUGAGUUCUUGUGUGCCAGGUGCUUUGCUAAGGCUGUUGCUGUUAUCACCGUUUUAUUGAUAAGGACACUGCCUGGGAUGCUCAGCUAAUAAAAGGAUCAGUUUGGGCUCAUUAAGCAGAAUGCCUAGUUCAGUUU